GAAAAGGGAAGACAAACGUGUACGCGUGCGAGAAUUCUAAACAGUCAACUCAAGGAAGAAUCAUGUCUCCGUUCUGGGUACUUGUGCUUCUACCAACGCUUGCUUUUGGGGAUGCCUUAAGCGAUGCAAAAUCCAUGCAUUCAACGCUUGAUAGGAACGUGGACAAGUUGUUGACAAAAGAGGAAAUGCUGUACUUGGUGAAGUAUUACGAUGACAAUAAAGACAACAAACUUUCCAUGGCCGAGCUAACCAAGUUGACUUUGAAACACGUCCCAAAACUAACAACACAAACUUUGGCUUGGGGAAAAUUCGUGGACACCAACAAGGACGGCGCUAUCAGCACUGCAGAGUUUGACGCGGUUUUCAAAGCUAUGGAUAGCAACGGGAAUGGGAAAGUUGAUUCAGCUGAGUAUAAUGCGUACGUGGGAAAGAUUGCAUCGGUAAUUUGAGUCAAACUUGACAAAUCAUCACUGUGCUAACCCAGUACGUAUACCUAAUCGUCUUUUAAGUGAAAUUAAAGGCAUUAAACUCA
Physella acuta is the source of this 532-nucleotide messenger RNA. RefSeq lists its product as uncharacterized. The record is from RefSeq and is a predicted model, not a curated record. Lineage: Eukaryota; Metazoa; Mollusca; Gastropoda; Physidae. Gene Ontology annotation, molecular function: calcium ion binding.